UCCGUGUUGGCUGCUGUGAAACAGUCGGUGCAGAAAAGUACAAUAAUAAUAAUUAUUAAAACAUAGUCCAUUAACAGCCUGUAAAAUGAGUCGAAAUUAUAAUGACGAGCUGCAGUUUCUGGAUAAAAUCAGCAAAAACUGCUGGAGGAUUAAAAAGGGUUUCGUUCCCAACAUGCAGGUUGAAGGAAAUUUUUACGUCAAUGACUCGCUAGAGAAGUUGAUGUUUGAGGAGCUCCGUAACGCCUGUCGUGGAGGAGGUGUUGGUGGAUUCCUUCCAGCCAUGAAACAGAUCGGGAAUGUUGCAGCACUGCCUGGAAUCGUACAUAGAUCUAUCGGACUGCCGGACGUGCACUCCGGUUAUGGAUUCGCCAUUGGAAAUAUGGCGGCAUUUGACAUGAACAACCCUGAUGCCGUUGUGUCUCCAGGCGGUGUGGGUUUUGACAUAAAUUGUGGCGUUCGACUGCUGAGGACCAACCUGGAUGAGCGAGACGUGCAGCCAGUGAAGGAGCAGCUCGCACAGUCUCUGUUUGACCACAUCCCAGUGGGAGUCGGAUCCAAGGGAGUCAUUCCCAUGGGUGCCAAGGACCUGGAGGAGGCGCUGGAGAUGGGCGUGGACUGGUCCCUGAGGGAGGGCUACGCCUGGGCCGAGGACAAGGAGCACUGUGAAGAGUAUGGAAGGAUGCUGCAGGCGGACCCCAACAAGGUGUCGUCCAAAGCCAAAAAGAGAGGCCUGCCUCAGCUCGGGACCCUGGGAGCAGGAAACCACUACGCUGAGAUCCAGGUGGUGGAUGAGAUCUUUAACGACUAUGCCGCCAAGAAAAUGGGCAUCGACCACAAAGGCCAGGUGUGUGUGAUGAUCCAUAGCGGCAGCAGAGGGCUGGGCCAUCAGGUCGCCACAGAUGCUCUUGUUGCCAUGGAGAAGGCGAUGAAAAGGGACAAGAUCACCGUGAAUGACCGCCAGCUGGCCUGCGCUCGCAUCACGUCACAGGAAGGCCAGGACUACCUGAAGGGAAUGGCUGCUGCCGGGAACUACGCCUGGGUCAACCGCUCCUCUAUGACCUUCCUCUCCAGACAGGCCUUCUCUAAAGUUUUUGGCACCACGCCGGAUGACCUCGACAUGCACGUCAUCUAUGACGUCUCGCACAACAUCGCCAAAGUGGAGGAGCAUAUGGUGGACGGGAAGCAGAAGACGCUGCUGGUUCACCGCAAAGGUUCCACCCGAGCCUUCCCCCCCCACCACCCGCUCAUCCCUGUCGACUACCAGCUCACAGGUCAGCCCGUGCUGAUCGGAGGGACGAUGGGAACCUGCAGCUACGUAUUGACUGGGACAGAACAAGGCAUGACGGAAACGUUUGGCACCACCUGCCACGGAGCGGGUCGGGCUUUAUCGAGAGCAAAGUCCAGGAGGAACCUGGACUUCCAGGAUGUUCUGGACAAACUGGCAGACAUGGGCAUCGCCAUCCGAGUGGCUUCACCCAAACUGGUCAUGGAGGAGGCACCUGAAUCGUACAAAAAUGUGACCGAUGUGGUCAACACGUGUCACGACGCUGGAAUCAGCAAGAAGGCGAUCAAACUGAGACCGAUCGCUGUAAUCAAAGGCUGAAGAUCCACCAGUCCACAUCCGCAGACUCUUCAGGGCCGAUAGAGGACGUCGCGAUAUUGAAAAUAACACUUACACAUGAAGACAGUCGCUUUGUUGUUGUUUCAGGGGACUUUGAAGGACAUAAAAUGAUCUGAAAAUCUCAGUUGAAAUAUUUUCAGUUUGUGCCGAAUCUGGAAUUCCAAUAAAGAGAAGCCGAGCAUUUAAAGGGGA
Molecule: messenger RNA, 1813 nt
Organism: Thalassophryne amazonica
Lineage: Eukaryota; Metazoa; Chordata; Actinopteri; Batrachoidiformes; Batrachoididae
Product: tRNA-splicing ligase RtcB homolog
Exons: 12
Coding region: 86-1603 (505 amino acids)
Biological process (GO): tRNA splicing, via endonucleolytic cleavage and ligation
Cellular component (GO): nucleus; tRNA-splicing ligase complex
Molecular function (GO): RNA ligase (ATP) activity
Source: RefSeq, a predicted model, not a curated record